CGUUCUUCCUCCGUUGCCUCUCUCAAAGCCCAUCUUCCUCAAACCCCUUCGAAUUGGAAGCCCUCGAAGAGAUGGAGUCGGAAAAUUUCCAGAUCUUCGUCGAGUCUUUUAUCCCUGGAACCCGUCGCCGAGCUCUCGAGGUAAGCCCUAACCAGACUCUCCGGGAUCUCAAACUCGCCCUUCUCCCGCUUUCAGAAACCCUAGACUCCUUCUACUUCUCGCUUAAUGGAAAAUCGCUGGGUGAUUUGUCUUCGCUCUCGGACGCUUCCGUUCGCCGGUUCUCGACCCUGUUUCUCCGGCUCAGGGCUCUCGGAGGAGGAGGCGAUGGUGGCGCCACCGGCGCCGAGUCCCGGGAUUGCUACCUCAACAUGUAUGCUACGAAGAAACCGGAUAAGGUUGACCCAAAUGAGACCCGGCUGUCGAUGUGGACUACCUGCCGCCUGUCCGGCGAGCCGCUGAAGCCGCCGUGCGUGAUCGAUCAGCUAGGAAACGUGUUCAACAAGGAGGCGCUGGUUGAGGCACUCUUGGGGAAGAAGUUACCGAAGGAAUUUGGGCAUAUUAGGGGUUUGAGGGACAUGAUCACGAUCCGUCUUGCGGAGAUUCCCGGUGUGGAAUUCGACGACGCGACUUUCAACACUAGGUUUCAGUGUCCGAUCUCUGGUCUUGAGUUCAAUGGGAAGUAUAAGUUCUUUGCCCUCCGGGGCUGCGGUCACGUUCUCAGUGCCAAGGCGGUCAAGGAGGUCCAGUCCACUGCGUGCCUUGUUUGUCAUCGGGAUUUCGUUGAGUUGGACAAGAUUGUGAUUAAUGGGGAUGAGGAGGAAGUUAAGGCCUUGAGGUUGCGGAUGGAAGAGGAGAAGAAUAAAUUGAGGGAGAAGAAGGAGAAGAAGGGGAGAAAUGGGGAGGCAGGAAAUAACGGUGUAGAGAAUGUGGUGAAGUGUGCAGGCAAUGUUGAUGUGGUGUGCGAUGUCUCCUUGCCUGUUUCAUCUAACAAAAAGAAGGCUGAAACGAAUGGGAAGAUCGCGUCUGCGGGAGACACAGGAAAGGGCUCGGAUGUGCCGACAAAGCGAUUAAAAACAACAAUUAGAACACCUGCAAAUGCGACAAAGGAAGUAUACGAGUCUAUUUUUACAUCUUCGAAGAAGUCGAACUUCAAAGAGACGUAUUCUUGCAGAUCUCUUCCGCUUGGUAGGAACUAAUGCUAUCUACAUAGCCUAAUAGGAAAUGUGGGUUGCCAGUCUGCAGGGUUGUGGCUCAGCUUAAACUUUCCAUAUACAAGUACUGCGUUCCAAUCAAAAUCUACACACUGACAUAGCCCUGUCUGGGAUUGCAGAUGCAAAAUGAGAUAAUUAUAAUACUUCCAGCGUUUUCAAGCUCUUAACUGCUUCAGGAUAUUCAUAUGAUAUUCGUUUCUUAUUUUUUGGUAUCACCAGAACAUUCACUCAGAUUAAUGCAGGUAUGUUA
This is a messenger RNA of Nymphaea colorata (pocket water lily), 1461 nucleotides long. RefSeq lists its product as uncharacterized. The record is from RefSeq and is a predicted model, not a curated record. Gene Ontology annotation, cellular component: nucleus. Gene Ontology annotation, biological process: mitotic DNA replication termination; site-specific DNA replication termination at RTS1 barrier. NCBI's taxonomy places the organism in Eukaryota, Viridiplantae, Streptophyta, Magnoliopsida, Nymphaeales, Nymphaeaceae. Gene Ontology annotation, molecular function: protein binding. The coding region runs from base 72 to 1196 and encodes 374 amino acids. The transcript is spliced from 2 exons.